Messenger RNA from Penicillium malachiteum, 1626 nucleotides. RefSeq lists its product as uncharacterized. Gene Ontology annotation, molecular function: amino acid transmembrane transporter activity. The record is from RefSeq and is a predicted model, not a curated record. Lineage: Eukaryota; Fungi; Ascomycota; Eurotiomycetes; Eurotiales; Aspergillaceae. The coding region runs from base 1 to 1626 and encodes 541 amino acids. The transcript is spliced from 3 exons. Gene Ontology annotation, cellular component: membrane. Gene Ontology annotation, biological process: amino acid transmembrane transport.
AUGUCUGACCCACACUCUACCAAUCCAAGCGCUACUCCACGUAAGAAACAAGAUGAGGACAUAUCAAGAGCGGAUCCAAGAAAUGAUGGAGAUAUUGGUGCAGAAGAGAAACAAGUUGCGGGGGAAAUGAGCCAGCUCCCUGAUCUUCAGCGAAGGCUCAAAAGCCGCCAUUUAGCUAUGAUAGCAAUUGGCGGCACUAUAGGCACCGGUCUAUUCAUAGGAAGUGGAACCGCAAUUGCUGAUGCAGGGCCCGUUGGUGCUCUUAUCGCUUACAUAUUCGUUGGGUCGAUCGUAUACUCCGUGAUGGUGUCGCUUGGAGAGAUUGCAACUUUCUUGCCUAUUGCAGGAGCAUUUACUUCAUAUGCAACACGCUUCGUCGAUCCCAGCCUUGGCUUUGCCAUGGGUUGGAUCUACUGGUUCUCAUGGGCAUCAACAUUUGCACUCGAAUUGACCGCCACCGGAUUGAUAAUUGAAUUUUGGGAGGAGUCGAUUCCAAUUGCGAUAUUCAUUGGGGUCUUCUGGGUGAUCAUCAUUCUGCUGAAUAUGAUGCCUGUUAGUUACUAUGGAGAGACAGAGUUUUGGCUGGCGAGUGUUAAGGUCAUCACAGUCAUUGGAUUCAUGAUCUUCGCGAUUUGCAUGAACACCGGUGUUGGUCAGGAGGGUUAUAUUGGAUUUCGCUACUGGGUAAACCCAGGGCCAUUCAAUGCCUACCUACUCACAAAUCCCAGCCAAGAUAACCUGGCAAAGUUCCUAGGAUUCUGGGCCGUUCUCAUCAAGGCUGGGUUUGCGUACCAAGGCACGGAGCUUGUGGGAAUCGCAGCAGGAGAGACUGAAAACCCGCGGAAAACAAUCCCAUCCGCCAUCCGAAAAUCAUUCUAUCGAAUCAUCUUCUUCUUCAUUUUCACUAUCUUUUUCAUCGGCAUCGCCGUGCCAUCAACAGAUGACCGUCUUACUGGAAGUGAGGGCAACGAUGCAAGCGCAAGCAAUGGUAACUCAUCGCCCUUCGUUAUUGCUGCCCGUCGAGCCGGUGUGACCGUUUUGCCUUCAAUAAUCAACGCUGUUCUGCUGACGGUGGUCCUAUCUGCGGCCAACUCGAACGUUUACAGCGGAAGCAGAAUUCUGGUUGGCCUCGCUUCUGAGGGAUUUGCUCCUCGGUUCUUCAUCAAAACCACGAAAUGGGGUGUUCCCUAUUUUAGUGUAGCCUUCACAGCCCUGUUCGGUCUAUUGGGAUUCCUCAAUGUCUCGACUGCCGGAAGCACUGUGUUUAACUGGUUAAUGCAAAUUGCUGGCCUCGCAGGCUUCCUGACUUGGACCUCUUUGAUAAUUUGCCAUCUAGGGUUCAUGAACGCCCUUCAGGCUCGUGGCAUCUUCCGAGACUCUCUGCCUUAUAAAGCACCCUGGCAGCCGUAUCUUUCGUGGUAUGGAGUUUCCUUCAACGUCCUGAUCAUCCUCACUCAAGGCUUCACUUCCUUCGUGCCAAGCUUUAGCGUCACGGAUUUUUUUAUCGACUAUUUGAGUCUGAUGCUCUUUGCGUUGCUAUACUUUGGACACAAGAUUAUUGUACGACCGAGCUUUGUGCGGCCGAUCGAGGCGGAUAUUGAUACUGGAAGACUCGAGUUUGAUUAA